AUGCGUCUGACAGUGGCCGUGGUGACGCUGCUGGCGGCGGCCGCCGCCUUUGACGUGGAGGACCUGCCUCCGAUCGACACCAUAGCGGACCAAAUCAACUCCGGCCAGGUGCCAGCCGAGCGUGUGGCGGAGAUGGCGCGCGACGGCCAGGUACCGAUCGAGUACAUGAUGGAUGUCAAGCACAGCCUGACGCCCGAGGCCAAGCGGCGCGAGGCCGGCGACGACGAAUACGAGUACUACGAGGAGGAGCCGGAGGAGCCGGAGCUGGAGCCGGAGUCGGAGCCAGAGCCGGAGCAACCUGAAGUGGAGCCGAGCCGGGGCGAGCCGGCCACCUAUCUGGAGCCGGAGGAGGCACCGGCCGAACCCCGGCUGCGGGCUGGCCAAGCGACGGCCGGAGAUGGCCGCCUUCGGGAGGACGGCACCGGCGGCGGCGGCGGCGGCAGUUCCGACGGUGGCGUCAUUCCUGUGCCCCGUCCGGGUGAUGUCAUCGAUGACGUCAGCGCGCUGAGGAUCCUCGGCUUCUACUCCAGACAGGAGUCGCAGGUGUGCACCGGACGCUUCCAGAAUCUGUACAACUUCUACACAGCCGACCGGACGCUGGGACCCACCAAGGUGGAUGCCGAGGUCGAAUACCUCAGGCUGUGGCGUGAAUUCGCCACAAACGCCACCAACCUGGACUUGUCUUCGCUCGACCGAACUGACCUGGUGGAGCUGUUCAUGGUGCUCAAGCAUGGCGGAGUUUCGAUGCUGAGCGACCAAGAUCUGCGUGAACUGGUGACAGCCAUGACCAACUUGGAGACAACCUUCGCCGGAGCCAAGAUUUGCGACUACUUUGAGAAGAGCCGCUGUAAUCUGAAUCUGUACAAGGACGUGCGUGUGAAGCUGGCCUCUUCCACGAACCGCAACGAGCUCCUCCACUAUUGGGUCACGUGGCGCAACCAGCUGUCGCGCAACUCGCCCCGGCUCUACGGCACCUACGUCCGCCUGCUGGACGCGGCCGCCAAGCUGCACAAUUCCAAAUCGAACGCCUGGGACCUGGUCAUGUACCCGUAUGCGCACGGAAACAUGCGUGACCUGCUCAGCCAGCUGGAGCGCAUCUGGGAGAAGGAGAUCUCGCCCAUGUACUGGCAGUUGCACACGUACGCGCGGUACCGACUGCGCGAGCGGUAUGGUUCCGAUGCGGUACCAGAGCGCGGCGCGAUCCCGGCGCACCUGCUGGGCAGCCUGGAGGCGGACGACUGGAGCCCGCUGGAGCACCUGCUGCAGCCCGUCGCCAACGCCAGCCGGCUCGACUUCCACCGGCGCUGCAUGGACCACAACGUCGAGGUGCGUGACCUGAGGAGGGCGACCGGCAUCCUGUACACGCGACUCGGUCUGAACGGCACCCUGAUUGAUGACGCCAUGUACUCGAAGCUGAACGUGGCUGCACCUGGCAGCGACAGCGUGCUCUUCCUGCCGCGUGUUUUGGAUCGCUGCUACUCGACUUACCGCAAGCAGAUAGCCAUAGCGAUCUACCCCACCAACACCACUCUGUCCGACUACAUCGAGUUGGUGGAGCUGUCUGGCACCGUGCACAAGUUCAACGAGCGCGCCCAGUCAAUGUUCGCCGACAACUUCGGCUUCCCAUACAAGGACAGAGAGGGCUUCCGCGGCUACGGGCUGGACCUGGCCAUCGGCGGCGCUCGUGCGCUGGCCGCCAUAUCGCCGCGGGGUCUCAGCAGUAUGCUCGGCUUCCAGUCACUGAGCGACAACAACGGCACGCAGCUCAACCUCCAGAUGGCCCACAUGCUCAAGCUGCUGCCGCGGAUCGCCGCCUCCAUGGCGGCCCUGCGCUGGCAGGCGGAUGUCAUGACUGGAUCGGUCCCCGAGUCGGAGUACAACAACAAAUGGUGGGAGUACAAGAAGGUGUACCAGGGCGUCUCGCCGCCCGAGGCCAGGGACGAGACGCACUUUGACGCCUUCGCGGACGGCACCCUGACGCUGCCCAGCUACCACAUCAGGCGGCUGGUCGGCGGUCUGGCCAUGUUCAGCGUGCACAAGUACCACUGCCGGAUGUAUGGUGACGUGAACGAGCCGCUGUCCCAAUGCGCCAUUCUCGAUAACCUGCAGCUGGGGGUCAACAUCAGGAAUGUGCUAGUGAAGGGAAACUCGAAGCCGUUCGGGGACCAGCUGAUGCAGCUGACGGGCCAGGCCCAGCUGUCCGGCCAGGCCAUGGUGGAGCAGCUGCAGCCCGUCACCGAGUGGCUGGUGCAGUUCAACAAUGCCACGGACCCAAGCCGCCGGGACGGCGAGAACAACCAGACAAUCGCCAUCAUCGUGGGCGUCGUGAUCGCCGUCAUCAUCCUCGGCCUGGUCGUCUUCUUCAUCGUGGCCAGGAGACGGCAGACCAACAAGGAGUACAAGAGCGCGCCGACAAGGGAAGUCAAUACACCACAGGAGGCGUAAGGUGUCUCCGCCGCGGAGCCGGACCUACCGGCGCCCGGCGGUAGGUCCGUAGGAUCAGCCGGACCUACCGGCGCCCGGCGACCAGCUGUCAGCAGAUCCGGGCAGAUCCGAACCGCCGCCGACAGAUCCGGACCGCCGCCAGCGGAACGGGCUGCCGCUGUCGGCAGAUCCGGACCGCUGUCAACAGAUCAAGAUUGCCGACAAGCCGGGACAUCCACAGUCGUCAAACGGCCACCGCCACCAGAGCGAGACGGCAAGCCACUCGGCCUGUGUGCUGCCCCGGGGCUGACAGGCCAGCCCUCUGGCGGCUCGUCAAACGCGAGCAAACUAGAUUAGCCUUGCAGUUAAUUUCACAGGUACAAUCCGACGCUAGUUUAAAUGAGCGUGCACGUGUUUAGUUAUUAGGAAGAAUAGUUGCUUCACCUGUCACGUGUGGUGCUUGCUGCAUGUAUGUGCUUUUGUAGAAUAUGCUCUGUUAUAUCUAAGCUAUGUAGCAAAAUACGCUUCCUUCCCGUAAUAAUAAUUUCAUAUCCUCGAAGACGAUACUAUUUGGUGUACUCGGACAUAGUUAGGAAACAUAUCGCUGUUUCCGCGACACGCAUGCCGUAUUUUUGCCAAAGCAAUUUCAGACUGACGAUGGCAUCUUGUUUCAGCUAUCACACAAAUGUGCCGAAAUGUUCCGCAAAAUUGCCGUGUGUGUGUCGAAGAUUUUUCACUGCAAGUUGUUUAGCUAUAAUAACACCAUGCAAUUACUAAGAACACGUUCCGUAUGCUUCUAAUCAUUUUUCUACGUUAUAGUAUGAAGUGCGUCACUGUAUAAAUAGCAUCGAAGCGUCUUACGGCUUUUAGAAAAAUGAAAUAAAUGUUGUCCUACUCUG
Pollicipes pollicipes is the source of this 3323-nucleotide messenger RNA. Its product is annotated as angiotensin-converting enzyme-like. The record is from RefSeq and is a predicted model, not a curated record. Bases 1 to 2445 code for a protein of 814 amino acids. Gene Ontology annotation, molecular function: metallopeptidase activity; peptidyl-dipeptidase activity. NCBI's taxonomy places the organism in Eukaryota, Metazoa, Arthropoda, Thecostraca, Pollicipedomorpha, Pollicipedidae. Gene Ontology annotation, biological process: proteolysis. Gene Ontology annotation, cellular component: plasma membrane. The transcript is spliced from 16 exons.